Messenger RNA from Etheostoma cragini (Arkansas darter), 2292 nucleotides. RefSeq names its product ribosomal protein S6 kinase related b (gene rskrb). The coding region runs from base 287 to 1648 and encodes 453 amino acids. Lineage: Eukaryota; Metazoa; Chordata; Actinopteri; Perciformes; Percidae. Gene Ontology annotation, molecular function: protein serine/threonine kinase activity; ATP binding. Gene Ontology annotation, biological process: protein phosphorylation. The record is from RefSeq and is a predicted model, not a curated record. The transcript has 13 exons.
GUCUCAUUGGAUGGCGAAGAUGUGGGCGGAUUUACGCUGACGUUACCCAUACUAGGGAUUAACUUGGUUCUAUGUCGCCAUAUCUAUCACUUUUGCACCGGAUAGCCUGCUUAACUGCAGAUUGAAGGUAAAGAGUAUUGUAAACGUCGUCAACCCUUAUAUCAAUCUCUGUGUUGUGCACAAUACUGUUGCUAGGCUACCGUGAAGGCGCGCGGUUAAAUGUGAGGUACCUGGAUGAGAAGCAUACGUCGCACUGAGUUUACAGUACCGAUGUGCUGUCACACUGAUGGGGGCCGACGGCAGUAAAAACAGGAAGAGGCCCGCUGAAGGCCAGGAGGAGGAAGACUUCUCAUCUGGAUGGCGGGGCUUCCUCUCCAGCUUAGGCCUGUCUAUCGCACCAGGCCUCUGUCGCCUGGCACCAUCUGCCCUGCAUCUGGGCCAGCGUCGAAUGCUCCAAGGCAAACCCCCCGACGUCCCAGACCAUGUCCUGAGGUUGGCGGGAGUCGGCCCAGGCAAGCUGAGAGCAGAGUGGAGCCUGCCAGGGUUCAUUACCUUGUUCUUGCCCGAAUUCCCCCACAGAACUGUGCCUGGGUACAAACACUUUCAGGUGUUGAGUUACAUCGCCAAAGGGUCAUUUGGACCCAUUCUGAAAGUAAAGGACAAGAAUGAACAGAAAACAUAUGCUGUCAAAGUUAUACCUAAAUCAGAGAUUCUGAGACUCGGGGUGUUGGAGCAGUCAAAAGAAGAAGUUAUUGUGCAGCGUCAGGUUCGCCACCCAUUUGUCCAUGACCUCCAAGACUGCUGGCAGACUCAGCACCACCUCUACAUUAUGUGUGAUUACUGCAGCACAGGUGACCUGUACACUUACUGGCAGAUGAUCGGUCAUUUCUCGGAGGACACGGUGCGAGUGUUUGCAGCAGAGUUGGGAUGUGCACUCGGCUUUUUGCAUGACUUUGGGAUCAUCCACAGAGAUGUGAAGAUGGAGAAUAUCCUGCUGACAGACAACGGACACCUUCGCUUAGCUGACUUUGGUUUGUCCCGUCGCCUAGAGAGAGGAGGAAGAGCUUUUACCAUUUGUGGAACUAUCCAAUACAUGGCCCCAGAGGUGCUGAGUGGCGGACCUUACAACCACGCAGCUGAUUGGUGGUCGCUGGGAAUUCUGCUUUUCACAUUGGUUACUGGGAAGUUUCCCAUGCCUCCAGAACCAGAUCACUGCAGUAUGCUGAGGAAAGUAAGAAACUUUCCCUAUGAAACGCCUCUGAGCCUCAGCUCCCCACUGGCCUUGCUAAUAACAGAGCUUUUGUGCAAGACUCCCUCCCGCCGCCUGAGGACCCUCGAUCGUUUCAAACGCCAAACCUUCUUUCGCGGAACAACUUUUGACCUCGCCCUUAUGCAGCGCCAGCCUGUUGAGGUGAUUCUGGAGCUGAGAGAGAGACCUGACCGAGCUGCCAAAGCUAGACGAGGUCUCACUUUGUCUCUGCAACCUCUCAAAGGCUUUGAUUACGACUCGUUCCUCAGCCCUCCCGCCACGCCGGACACGCAGCUGGACGCCAACACACAAACCCACACAGCUGCACCAUACCCCGGCCCAUCAUUCCCACUGCAGCCUGCUCAGGAAAAGAUCCCACACAGAGAAGUGUUUGUGUGAUGGACUUUGAGUUUACAGUAAGGUUUCCAACACACUAAAAGUAAAGGCCUACAUUUAUGUGUGUCUGCACACUCAUUCACACUUACACACAGUUGUACUGCGCCUUCUAAAAUGUUUUAUUUAGUAAAAGCCAAAAAUAUCUGGUUAUGAUUUAAUUUGAACUACAGUUGAGAAAGGAAUGCUUCAUUUGAGUAACAUUUUAGAGAACCAGUUCCCCACUUGUAUUGGCAAGUUUUAUGUUAGAUUUAUUAAGAUUUACUGAACACUAUUUUUUUCUUCUUUUUUUACUUGUUUGCCUUUUUCUGUUGAGCACGUUUUUCAAUAUAUUUGCUCAAAAUGUGUGCAAGAAAGAUUGCGCUUUUGUUCAUCUACUUUCAGUUACAGGUGACUGGUCAUGGUUGCCCAGUUACUACAUUCUUAUCAUAUUCACCCCACAUGGCAAAGACCUUUUUUUUUUUUUUUUUACAGCAAGUUAUAUGUAGUUAAUAGAACUCCGACCAAAAGUCCUCAACAAAAUGAGUCUAUUUCGGAACUUCUGCCUUCAUUUUCAUGUUGCAUGAUUAUGAAACUGUUUUGGUGAGAGGGGAUGAAAGAAACUCUUUGCCUCCUGUUUUGAGUGAUAAUGCUGCGAUAAAACCUUUCCC